This is a messenger RNA of Periconia digitata, 750 nucleotides long. The record is from the annotation of a GenBank genome assembly. Lineage: Eukaryota; Fungi; Ascomycota; Dothideomycetes; Pleosporales; Periconiaceae.
CGACUUUCUGUUCUGCAUCUCGAGCGCACGACCAGAAUAUCAUCGACAAUGCAACUUUUCGCUAAGUUUUUGCUGGCUGCUACGGCAGUUCAGGCUCACUAUACUUUCCCAAGGCUUGUGGUGAAUGGGAAGGCCGUCGAAGACAAAGAUUGGUCGGCCACUCGCAAGACCAAGAAUGCGGAAAGCAAGACUGGCAUUGAAAAUCCCACUUCGGGUGAUAUUCGUUGCUAUCAAGCCUCCAACGCUGCCAACAUUGCCACGGUGCCUGCUGGUUCCACCAUUCACUACAUUUCUACCCAGCAAGUCAACCAUCCCGGCCCAACACAAUAUUACUUGGCAAAGGUCCCAUCUGGCGCUUCUCUAACAAGCUGGGAUGGAUCCGGCGCAGUAUGGUUUAAGGUUGGCACAACGAUGCCCACAGUAGAUGCGUCCAAACAGAUGACAUGGCCAGCUCAGAAUGAGUACAAGACUGCGAACGCCACUAUUCCCGCGGCAACGCCAGAUGGUGAAUAUCUUCUCCGCGUCGAACAUAUCGCUCUGCAUAUGGCCAUGCAAGCCAACAAGGCUCAAUUUUACCUCGCAUGCACUCAGGUUAAGAUCACUGGCGGAGGAAGCGGAUCUCCUGGACCCCUCGUAUCCCUACCUGGAGCCUACAAGAGCACCGACCCCGGAAUUUUGGUCGAUUUGAACAAGAUUGCUCAGGCACCCGACACAUACCAGCCUCCAGGACCUGCUGUCUGGAAAGGUUAG